CGGUCAUGUGAUCAGCUGUGUCCAAUCACAGCUGAUCACAUGGGACAUGUACACUGAUCAUCAGGGCACUGAUGAUCAGUGUGCCCUGAUGAUCAGUGUGGCCCCAGAAGUGCCACCUGUCAGUGUCCAUAAGUGCUAGCAGUCAGUGCUCAUCAGUGCCAGUGCACAUCAAUGCCACAUAUCAGUGCCCAUCUGAGCUGCCUUUCAAUGUCACCUAUCAAUGCCAAUCAGUGCCACCUAUCAGAGCUGCCAAUCAGUGCCACCUAUCAAUGCCAGUCAGUGUCGCCUAUCAGUGCCAUAUAUCAGUGUCAUGUAUCAAUGCUGCCUUUCAGU
Molecule: messenger RNA, 333 nt
Organism: Staurois parvus
Lineage: Eukaryota; Metazoa; Chordata; Amphibia; Anura; Ranidae
Source: the annotation of a GenBank genome assembly